UUGAGGUGGGCCGGAGAAAGGGAACAGGAAGGGGGUGGGCUGGUGGCGGGGAGGAACGGGAACGAUCACGGUGUGCGCCCGUUGGUGGGGCACGCAGCAACAACGGCAGCAGUAGCAGCAGCAGCAGCAGCAACAGCAGCAGCAACAACCAGGCAAGCUUUUCGGGGGCUUCGAGUGCUCGAGCGGUCCAUCGAUCGGAUCACAAUUGUUUUGACUAUGGCGUGUUUAAGUUCGUCCAAUCGGGCCUGUGCCCGCGUUGUGCAGGAGAAACUGUGUCAGUUAGUUGCGGUCUCGAAGAGCCAGCUCGGGCAUCAGCAGCAACAGCAGCUGGACCUGUUGCUGCAUGCCCCCGGCCCAGUGGCCAAUACCGUUGUAAAUGGUGUCGGUGGCGGUGUCGGCGGUGGUGGAGGUGGCGGUGGCGGUGGCGGCGGCGGUGGUAACCUGCCGAUGGGUACCGCCGGAAAACGGACCUUUCUGCUGUCGUCCGGGUUCGCGUACCCGCUGUUCGGUGGCGGCCCAGCCGGAUCUGGGACGCCGCUGGUGACGGCCGUGGCGCACAGUGUCGGUGGUUCGAUUGGCAUCGCACGGAGCUUCUAUACCGGUCGCGGCAACUUCAUUCAACCUUCUUCAGUCGCCCUCGGAUCGGCCAGAUCCGUCCGAGUUCCAGUCGCUGCGCCGCUGUUCGAACGGAACCAGAAAUGCAGUUCAACCGCGAACUUGCAUCCUUGUAUGCGAGGGUACAGCUCCGUGCACACACAGCAACCGGCCGGACCGAUACGGGAAUACAACAUCGACCCAUACAUACUGCUGGAGGACGAGCUGAAAUACAUCUUCGAGGACAUCAGGCAGGAAAUCAGUCGCGCGACAAAUCACCAGGAGCUGAACAAAAUAGCCGUAUACUACUUCGAUGGACAGGGCAAAGCUUUCCGACCGAUGGUGGCAAUACUGAUGGCAAAGGCACUGAACUAUCAUAUGCACAACGAAAACAGCAACAUAGUGAACGCUCAGCGACAGAUAGCAAUGAUUUCGGAGAUGAUUCACACCGCCAGCUUAGUGCACGAUGACGUUAUCGACCAGUCGUUUGCUAGGCGAGGUAAACCGAGUGUCAACGUACUGUGGAAUCACAAAAAGGUGACGCAGGCCGGUGACUACAUCCUUGCCGUUGCCUCGAUGCUGCUGGCCCGCCUGAAGCAGGACGAAGUGACACACAUCCUCAGUCAGGUUCUAACAGAUUUGGUACAGGGCGAGUUCAUGCAGCUUGGCUCGAAGGAAACAGAGAACGAGCGCUUUGCGCACUAUUUCACCAAGACGUACCGGAAGACAGCAUCGUUAAUAGCAAACAGUUUGAAGGCGGUUGCGGUACUGUCCGGUGCGGAUGAACAAAUGGCCGAACUAAGCUUCCAAUACGGACGCAACCUUGGGCUCGCCUUCCAGUUCGUGGACGAUCUGCUGGACUUUGUGUCGAGCUCGGAAGCGAUGGGUAAACCGGCGGCGGCCGAUCUAAAGCUUGGGCUUGCCACCGCUCCGGUGCUGUUCGCCUGCGAGAAGUUCCCCGAGCUGAACCCAAUGAUAUUGCGCCGCUUCCGCGAACCGGGUGACGUUGAGCGAGCGUACGAGCUGGUCCACCAAUCGCAAGGGCUCGAGCAGACCCGCUUCCUUGCCCGCAAACACUGCAUCGAGGCGCUCCGGCUGGCGUCCCAGAUUAGUGAAUCACCGUACCAGAAGGGUCUGAUUGUUGUCGGUGACUUUGUGCUCAACCGGAUGAAGUAGAACGUCGGUGAACGCUACCGUCACAAUUGCCACCUUCCGGCGAGUGACCGUUGACGGAGGAAACCAAUUUUCCCAAUCGUAUCGACGACAGAGACCAAGCGCGAACAAUAAUUUGUCGCUGGAAAGCGCUUCCCUCGUAUAUACACAGACAGGACAGAAUGACAUACACACACAUAUAACCACACACACAAUCGGACGCUCACAUACUGCUAAACAAAGCUUACUAAUGGGGGUUCACACCGAAGACAACACACACGGGGAAGGGUUGUGGAAAAACAAACAGCAAGUUUUUCGAUAAAUGCACACCAUCACGCCUCAGGUAUUGUGUAAUCGAAGGCAACAUGCAGUGUUAAGCAUGUUAUACAAAAAGACAUCACUUUAUGAUCGGGUAGGAAAAAUAUUACACUCACCUGUAAUAUCGCCUACGAUCUGGUUCGUAUGUGUGUGUGUGUUGUGUGUGCGUGUGUCUUGAUGAAUUCCAAAAUGAUUGCCAGUCGAAUCAGAAGGUAGAAAUCAUAAAUUUACAUCAUGCAACCCCUUUUAGUUCCCCCUCCUCCCCCAUACCUCCUUCCCAGUUAGGAAUACGCAACAUCAUCAUCAACGGUAGUCGUUAGUGUACUAAUAUAUAUAUAUAUAUAUAAAUGUAUAUGUAUAUUAGCGUACAUGGUUAUUUGCUUUAGUAACGUACGUCAAACAAAAACACAAAACAAACAAAACAAACAAAACAAACUGAUACACCACGAUGCACAAUGUCGAACACGGGCAUGAAGAUUACAUUAGAAAAGAAAAUCUAUUACACUUCUUCUUCAGGUGAUGGUUGCUAAGUGAGAUACGUUUGUGCUAGUAUUAGCAGCUUCGGUUGUGUGUUUUCGCUUAGAGCAGUAGCAACCGUUGCGUCGUGCUCGAACCCUUUUUCAAUUAUGUUUGUUUUGUGUUCUUUUUAAGCAAGUUUAAGCAAACUAUGUUUAAUUUCCAUUUUUUUUGGCAUAAGGUGUUGUGUGUCGUACAAACAUCAAGCAAACAAAACUGUAACAAAAGCUGAUCGUAGGGUUCUAGCAAAUAUUAUCGUGUGCGUAUGCGUGUAUGUAUACACCAGUAAAGGUGGAGACGAGACACGGGGGAGAGGGGGAAUGGAUGGGGCGAAAUGGUAGCAGGUUAUAACUAUGUGUUACUUUACGUUAUUAACCAAUCCUGUUGCGUGUGUUCGGAUAAGUGAGCAUAAUGAUUUAUCGUUUGUUUUUUUUUAUUGUUUUAUCUACUGUUUGUUUUGCAGUGUUGCAACCUUUUCCUAGCAGAAGGGUUGAAGAGUUAUUCUAGUGAUGGGCAAUAGUAACCGACGUGCAAUGAUUGAUUUUAAACCCGGCUCUAAAGCAAUCCGGCGCACUCUGUGUGGGUAAUCCAAGCAAUAAUUAUGAAAUGAACAAGAAAACAAAGACAAAAAGAAAGCAGAUAAACAGAAAAUAUUACAACUUGAUUUGCUUAACCUCUCGUACUAUUUGUUGCUGGUAGAGAUUUGUUAGGGACCACGAAGGACAUAACCUAUUUUUUGCAUUACCAAAAAAAAAAACAACAACAAAAAGAUAACAAACUGUUCACCUUGUAUAACGUUUUUUUGCUUUAUUUAUUCACCUACACAGACAUCCGCACAUUUCUUACUUGCUGUACAGUAAAAAAAGGGGGGUAUUAAAAAUCAUUAGAUGUUUCGCAUCAUAUAUGCACACACUACAAAGAACACACAAGCGAACAAACAAAAAAUAUCAACACGUGUCCCAACGACACACACUGAAACAAAUGUGUCAAAUAGGCUAGUUAAGUUGUGUUGCACGCAUUGGCAAAAAAAAACCUCGACACAACACCACUGUUGCGCCUUCCGCGGCUACCACCUGGGGGUGGGGAUCUUUGUACAUAGGCAACCCAAUCUGCAGCCUCCACCCGAGAAAAGGUUCCAUGCUUGCCCAUUGAAAAAUAUUUAAAAAGAACACGUAUAUAGAAAAAUGCAAGAUUUGUAAACAAUUGAACAGGCGGUCAAAUGUUAGCACAAAUCGAACACACGAACUAAAGUGAUCGAAACGAACGCCAGUUUUGCAAGCAGGGAACUGGUUGUUGGUGGUGGUGUUUGCUGAGCUUGUUUCUUCCGUCUUUCUCUUUUUCUCCCUUCUGUUUAGUUGUGCUCAGUUUCGAGAAGGUGCAACAGUGUAGCGUUUGUAACAAGGGUGAUGGUAGUAGCUUAGUAAGAAACUCAACCACAGAUAAGAGACAUAAAUGGCCGAACCGUAAAGAUAGACGACGGUUUCGGGGUUAUAGGGUAAAUAGGAACGAGAUGCUUUGUGUACGGUUUAGUUGUGUAAGCUGCUUGUCUUAGUGGCAACAUACUAAUUUUACAUUUACUAUUUACUCCUGAUCCAUAUCGAUGUAAGUCUGCUCAAUUACGUUAUAAUUCUUUUCUUGCUGUUUUUUGUGGUUUUUGUGUGUUUUCAUUUUUAAACCAUGUUGCGUAGAUACACACUACAAAUACAAAACGUACACAGUAUCGGGUAACACAAUCGGGAACGAAAUGAAGCGUCCAUUCCUUUGAGAUGGACGGUGUUCUAUCAGACCACGGUAAACAAGAUUUCGGGAUACCCUUAUUGUACAUAGUAUCGAAUAUAUAAUGUGCCUUGUAUAGCACACCAAGGGCGAAAGCAAAACGUAUCCGUGCCCUCACACAGAGAAAAACAUACAUACACACACACACACACACACAUAUAUAUAUAGAUAUACCUUCACAACAAAUAUUUUCAUAUUAACUUUCGGUUCUCGUCUGUCUGAAUGGGUUUAUAAAGACCAUCUGUUGAAGGAUUCUGGACCGCAACAUAGCCCAAUUCGGUUGUCGCAAUGUUUGACUUUGAUAAGUAUCUAAGUAAACCAGAUAAUCAAUGAGAUGCAGUUUACCGAUUGCUUAACAGUGGGUACGCAUAGGGUCCUUACCUUUUUUUUAAAAUCGUUUCGUGAACGUUCUUUGAUUUAAUACAUGCACACAAAGAUUUUAAUAGGAAGGAAGAGAAUGCAACCAACCACAAACACUCACCCAGAAUACCUGCAAUAAUAAAAUGUUUAGUGUAUCAUAGGUCAAUGUUUACGGCGCGGGUAGACUAAUUAAUAGAGCAAAAGUAUGUUAAACAUAACAGCAGGAUGAAACAAGAGAAAAAAAAACUUUCGAAAAGUUUUUUUUUCACUUCUGUUUAGUGUCUUCCGAUUUAAAAUGUAUAUGCAUAUGUGCACUGUUCUGUUUCCAACUGGCAAUUAAAUAUAAAAAAAUGGUUUAAAUUGUAAAUGAGAUAAACUAACAAAAAACGUAAGCGUACACAAGUAAACGCUGAAGAAAAUACAUUACAAAAUUUGUGCACACAUCACACAUGUCCCUAUUGGUAAGGAGGCACGAAAGCAAACAAAUGUGUGUGUAUGUGUGCAUAUACAUACUCCAAAACACCCAAGCGCAAGCAUCAAGCAAAUCAGGCAGAUGUGAAUAAAAAAAAUCGCGCACGAAUCAGACAAACACACAAAUAUCUAUAUGAACAAUUAGUCGCACGGUGUAAGAAGGGAAGGGGUUGUAGGAAAAAAAAGUUUGUUUGUUUGUCUUUUUUUUUUGUUUGAUUGAAAUAGAUUGAUAAGAAGGAAAAAACACAUCGUUCAUAUAUAUACACACACACACGAUACAUACAUCAUCAAAUCACAAAUCACACAAAUGCCUUGUGCUCGAAAGUCAAAAAGCGUGUGGGUGGUUUUUGGAUAGGGGAAAGUGAAGGAAACUGAUCAAACAGGCAAAUGGAGGCAGUGGAAACAACAACGAUGGUGUAGUGUCUCGUAAAACCCGAAAAAGAACCAUUAGAAAAAGGAUUGUUUGAGAAAAAUUAAUGUCGACAAACAGAAACAAAACAAAAAAUGGCGCCGAAGGGGUUAAUCAGGGAUGGAAGGAGUGGGUGAGCAAAAUUUGAAAGGUUCACCAACCAAUAAUGUCAAAUCAUUCGAAAAGCGCUAGAGAGAGAGACGGAUUUUAAAAGAGAUGUAUACAAGAAGAGAAAAACUGUGUAGAGGAAGGACAGUAGAGAGGCGGGGGGAAGGGGGUAGAAGGAGUGCUCUGUUAGAGGAUGAGCGUGUAUAUUUACUAAAGCAACUAAAUGGAGACGCACGCGUAAAGCUGUGCUGCGCACGGUUUAAAACCGGUUAGGAAAGCGAGCGGACACAGGACGAAUGGAGCGAAACCAACGAAGGAAAGGAAAGAUGGGUAACGAAUGGAACAUGAAUGUAUCCCGUUUUUUGUGAGCAUGUUUUCCGUACAUAAUAUAUAUAUAUACAUAUACAAUAAAUAUACAAACAUAUGCUACACUGACGUGUGUAUGGUUGGCAAGAGGAAAGGAAGGGAGUGGGAACGUAAACGAGACAAACAAUAAAUAUAAAAUCAGUCACGUGGUGUUAA
This is a messenger RNA of Anopheles funestus (African malaria mosquito), 6226 nucleotides long. RefSeq names its product all trans-polyprenyl-diphosphate synthase PDSS1-like. The annotation marks the transcript as partial. Lineage: Eukaryota; Metazoa; Arthropoda; Insecta; Diptera; Culicidae. Gene Ontology annotation, biological process: isoprenoid biosynthetic process; ubiquinone biosynthetic process. The transcript is spliced from 8 exons. Gene Ontology annotation, molecular function: prenyltransferase activity. Gene Ontology annotation, cellular component: mitochondrion; transferase complex. The record is from RefSeq and is a predicted model, not a curated record.